AAAUCAAUCCAUCAUCUUUCAACACCCGAGGAAAGGAACCCGGCUAACGCUCCGAAGUGAUGGCGCAAGUGAUGCAGUAUCAGCAGAUGUGCGUACCAACGAUGUCGCCGAUGCCGGGGAUGACGGCGAUGUCCGGUCUCUCAAUGCCCUCGAUGCACCAGCAUCACGCGAUGGAUUACGGGAGCGGAGUUGCUGCAGCGGCCGCACAUUAUCAUCAUGCGUACAACGGCCAGCCGUCGAUCGGCGGCCAUCAUCCUCAUCACUCUCAUCACGCUCACAUCCCUCAUCACCCUCACCCACAUCACCAUCACCAGCAUCUCCAAAGUCCAGUACAAUCGUCGCCGUCCUCAUCGAGUUAUUGGUUCUCGGGGUCGGUCGCUAAUUCCAGCCAAAUCGGAGAGCCUUUGACGCCUUCUUACUCCAUGAGCCCAAGCUCGACCGCAAGCUCGUGGACCGCACAGACUAAUCACUCGACGCAACAUCAGCCACACCUGACGCCCCUUCAGCACUAUUCCCUGCCACCGAGUCCACCGGAACUGCCCGUCAGCCCUCAUCAAGGUCACACCAGCCCUUAUCAAUGGCCCUUGACGCCACCCUCCGACCAUCUCAUCGCUGCUGCGGCGGCUGCUGCCGCCGCCGCAGCAGCGGACGACACCAAACCCGGACGCAAGUGCACCAGAUGUAGGUGUCCCAAUUGUCAAAUUGACGGCGGCAAUCAACUCGGCAGCGAUGGCAAACGUCAACAUAUCUGCCACGUACCCGGCUGUGGUAAAGUCUACGGUAAGACUUCCCAUCUCAAAGCUCACCUACGAUGGCACACGGGCGAAAGACCCUUUGUCUGCAACUGGUUACUCUGCGGCAAACGCUUCACUCGGAGCGACGAGCUACAACGUCAUCUGCGAAUUCACACGGGCGAAAAGAGGUUCGCGUGUCCGUCCUGCGGCAAGAGAUUCAUGAGGAGCGAUCAUCUCACGAAACACGUCAAGACUCACGAGAAUCAAAAAUGCAAAGGCACGAAGAAGGAAGCCAACAAGGAAAACGUUCCUUCGAGACAUCGACAGGAAUCCCAAGUCUUAUCAUCCCCCGGCCAAAAUCCUUACGCUCCUAUCGGCGUGCCUUAUUCCGUAGUUUAAAUAAAGGGAACAAACUGAUCAACAGAAUCUUUAGGGUUUUCAUAAAGUCCUGAUAACCAAGGAAAUUCGAUGAAACAUCGAGUCCUUCCCGGGGAGAUAAAUGCCAAGAAUAUAAAAUCUUUGAUAGAUUUUCGGUGCAUCGUUCAAACUUUUCUGUCGACACGGAUUCGAGACGAGUUUCGCCAUGGCGAUACUUUGAAUUUUCCUCCAUCCGGACCAAUUUUAUUAAGGUUACAACAGCAGCAUCCGCAGCGUUCGAGGGAGGACGAACCAGAGGGAAAAUCGUUGCAAGAAUAUAUGAAAAAUUCUGUCGUGUCGGUGGGCACACGAAGGUGCAAAAUUAAUAAAUUGAAAUUCUGGAAAUAUUGAGUAUUCCUAGAAAUAAAUUGGGAGCACUGUAAAUAGAAAAAAAAAAAAUCAAUAAGCGAAAGAAAUUCUGCCCGAUCCGAUAAAAGUUCCUACAUAUUGCAAAUAAAUUCUGUAGAAUUGUAAAUACGAAGCCUGUAUAUAUUUUUGUACAAAAUGAAUUUUUUAUCGUUGAGACGUGUAAUUAAGUUAAUAAAUUCGA
This is a messenger RNA of Venturia canescens, 1701 nucleotides long. Its product is annotated as transcription factor Sp5-like. Gene Ontology annotation, biological process: regulation of transcription by RNA polymerase II. Bases 60 to 1133 code for a protein of 357 amino acids. The transcript has 2 exons. Gene Ontology annotation, molecular function: RNA polymerase II cis-regulatory region sequence-specific DNA binding; DNA-binding transcription factor activity, RNA polymerase II-specific. The record is from RefSeq and is a predicted model, not a curated record. Lineage: Eukaryota; Metazoa; Arthropoda; Insecta; Hymenoptera; Ichneumonidae.